This is a messenger RNA of Chaetura pelagica (chimney swift), 2842 nucleotides long. It is a transcript of the gene EXOC1, whose product is annotated as exocyst complex component 1. Gene Ontology annotation, cellular component: plasma membrane; exocyst. Lineage: Eukaryota; Metazoa; Chordata; Aves; Apodiformes; Apodidae. The transcript is spliced from 18 exons. Gene Ontology annotation, molecular function: phosphatidylinositol-4,5-bisphosphate binding. Gene Ontology annotation, biological process: Golgi to plasma membrane transport; exocytosis. The record is from RefSeq and is a predicted model, not a curated record. The coding region runs from base 5 to 2659 and encodes 884 amino acids.
GAAGAUGACUGCAAUCAAGCAUGCUUUACAGAGGGAUAUUUUCACUCCCAAUGAUGAACGUUUGUUGAGCAUUGUCAAUGUAUGCAAAGCAGGCAAAAAGAAGAGAAACUGCUUUUUGUGUGCCACAGUGACAACGGAACGACCUGUGCAAGUAAAUGUGGUAAAAGUGAAAAAAUCUGACAAAGGAGAUUUCUACAAAAGGCAGACUGCAUGGGCACUUCGGGAUCUUGCUGUUGUUGAUGCCAAAGAUGCUGUUAAAGAGAAUCCUGAAUUUGACUUGCAUUUUGACAAAGUAUACAAAUGGGUUGCAAGUAGCACAGUGGAAAAGAACACCUUCAUUUCAUGUAUCUGGAAACUCAAUCAGAGAUAUCUUAGAAAGAAAAUCGACUUCAUUAAUGUUAGUUCACAGCUUUUGGAAGAAUCUGUUCCAAGUGGAGAGAACCAAAGUGUAGCAGGAGGUGAUGAAGAAGCUGUGGAUGAAUACCAGGAGUUAAAUGCAAGAGAGGAACAGGAUAUUGAAAUAAUGAUGGAAGGGUGUGAAUGUGCUAUUUCUAAUGCUGAAGCCUUUGCAGAGAAGUUGUCACGAGAGCUACAAGUACUAGAUGGGGCAAAUAUCCAGUCAAUUAUGGCCUCAGAGAAACAGGUGAAUAUCUUGAUGAAAUUGCUGGAUGAAGCUCUAAAGGAAGUUGACCAAAUCGAGCUAAAGCUGAGCAGUUAUGAAGAAAUGCUUCAGAGUGUAAAAGAGCAAAUGGACCAAAUAUCAGAAAGUAACCACCUAAUUCAUCUCAGCAACACAAAUAAUGUGAAGCUGCUAUCAGAGAUAGAGUUCUUAGUGAAUCACAUGGAUUUGGCUAAAGGUCAUAUAAAAGCCCUUCAGGAGGGAGACCUGACAUCUUCUCGAGGCAUUGAGGCCUGCACUAAUGCAGCAGAUGCCCUUCUGCAGUGCAUGAAUGUAGCUCUUCGUCCAGGACAUGACAUGCUUCAUGCAGUGAAACAGCAACAGCAGCGGUUUAGUGACUUGCGUGAGCAAUUUGCACGGAGGCUUGGUCACGAUCAGAGCUCUACUCUUGCCCAGCAUUCUGUUGAAUUGACAUUACCCAAUCACCAUCCAUUUCACAGAGAUUUACUUCGGUAUGCUAAGCUGAUGGAGUGGCUCAAGAACACAGAUUAUGGAAAAUAUGAAGGGCUAACUAAGAAUUAUAUGGAUUAUUUAUCACGACUAUAUGAAAGGGAAAUAAAAGAUUUCUUUGAAGUUGUCAAGAUCAAGAUGACAGGCACAACCAGAGAGGGAAAAAAGUUUGCUACACUGCCUCGAAAAGAAAGUGCUGUCAAACAGGAAACUGAGAGUCUUCAUGGAAGUUCUGGAAAACUGACCGGUUCUACUUCUAGCCUAAACAAACUCUCUGUUCAGAGUUCAGGAAACCGUAGGUCUCAGUCAUCCUCACUGUUGGAUAUGGGAAACAUGUCUGCCUCUGACCUUGAUGUGGCUGAUAGAACAAAAUUUGAUAAGAUUUUCGAGCAAGUAUUAAGUGAACUAGAGCCUCUGUGUCUGGCAGAACAGGACUUCAUUAGUAAGUUUUUCAAACUACAGCAACAUCAGAGCAUCUCAGGAUCAGCAACGAAUGAGGCGGAGGAAAUGGAUGGAGGAACUUUGUCUCGUUCAUAUACCUCUGGUGUUCCACAAACAGUCUCAUCUGAGAAGGACAUGAUUCGACAAAUGAUGACAAAAAUAUUUCGUUGCAUUGAACCUGAGCUGAAUAAUCUCAUAGCACUGGGAGACAAGAUUGAUAGCUUUAAUUCCCUUUACAUGUUAGUUAAGAUGAGUCAUCAUGUGUGGACGGCACAAAAUGUGGACCCAGCUUCCUUUCUCAGCACUACCCUUGGAAAUGUUUUGGUGACUGUCAAAAGGAACUUUGAUAAAUGCAUUAGUAAUCAAAUGAAGCAGAUGGAUGAAGUAAAAAUCUCAAAGAAGAGUAAAGUUGGGAUCCUUCCAUUUGUUGCUGAAUUUGAAGAGUUUGCAGCCCUUGCUGAAUCAAUUUUCAAAAAUGCAGAACGACGAGGAGAUCUAGAUAAAGCCUACAUAAAACUUAUUAGAGCUGUUUUUGUCAGUGUUGAGAAAGUAGCUAAUGAAAGCCAGAAAACACCCAGAGAUGUGGUCAUGAUGGAGAACUUCCAUCAUAUUUUUGCAACGCUUUCUCGCUUGAAAAUUUCUUGUCUUGAAGCUGAGAAAAAAGAAGCCAAACAGAAGUACACCGAUCAUCUUCAGUCUUAUGUAAUCUACUCACUCGGACAGCCUCUUGAAAAAUUAAAUCAUUUUUUUGAGGGUGUUGAAGCUCGUGUGGCACAAGGUAUACGAGAGGAGGAAGUGAGCUAUCAGCUGGCUUUUAAUAAACAAGAGCUCCGUAAAGUGAUAAAGGAAUAUCCUGGCAAAGAAGUGAAGAAGGGCUUGGAUAAUCUGUACAAGAAGGUCGAUAAACAUCUCUGUGAAGAAGAAAACUUACUUCAGGUUGUGUGGCAUUCCAUGCAAGAUGAGUUUAUACGACAGUACAAGCACUUUGAAGGGCUGAUAGCUCGCUGCUAUCCUGGAUCAGGAAUUACUAUGGAAUUCACUAUACAGGAUAUAUUAGACUACUGCUCCAGUAUUGCACAGUCUCAUUAAGUUCUAGAAAGAAAAACAGAGGCCAGAAAAGUUUGUACCUGUAUAUAAGGGAAUCAAACACUAUAAAUGCUACUUGUUUUUAAAGGUGGAUUUCUGUGUGUCUGUGUAGGUAACUGCUGCGUGUGUCAAGUCACACUCCUGCUUCAAAUGUCUUUCAGGGCAGCACAAAACCUUCAGGGAUUU